Molecule: messenger RNA, 2617 nt
Organism: Rhodamnia argentea
Lineage: Eukaryota; Viridiplantae; Streptophyta; Magnoliopsida; Myrtales; Myrtaceae
Product: subtilisin-like protease SBT1.5
Exons: 1
Coding region: 61-2406 (781 amino acids)
Biological process (GO): proteolysis
Molecular function (GO): serine-type endopeptidase activity
Source: RefSeq, a predicted model, not a curated record
CACCACCACCACCACCACCACCAUCUCUAAGCUCUCUCUCUCUCUCUCUCUCUCUCUGACAUGGGUUUGUCUUCCCUCUUCUUCAUCGUCCUCGCCAUACUCCCACUCUCUUCUUCUUCUUCUUCUUCUCCUUCCUCGGACCACAAGACCUUCAUUGUCCAAGUCCAGCAGGACGCCAAGCCUUCCAUCUUCCCCACCCACGCCCACUGGUACGACUCCACUCUCUCCUCCCUCUCUUCUUCUGGCUCUCCCUCACCCGGCCCGACCCGGAUCAUCCACACUUACUCCACUGUCUUCCAUGGCUUCUCCGCCAAGCUCUCCCCUUCCGAGGCCCUGAGGAUCCAGUCCCUCCCCCACGUGCUCGCCCUCAUCCCCGAGCAGGUCCGCCAGCUGCACACCACGCGCUCCCCCCAGUUCCUCGGCCUCAAGACCGGCGACAGCGCCGGCCUCCUCAAGGAGUCCGACUUCGGGUCGGAUCUCGUCAUCGGGGUCAUCGACACCGGCAUCUGGCCCGAGCGGCAGAGCUUCAACGACCGCGACCUCGGCCCCGUCCCCUCCAAGUGGAAGGGCCAGUGCGUCGCAGGUAAGGCCUUCCCUUCCACUUCCUGUAAUCGGAAACUGAUAGGGGCCAGGUUCUUCAGCAAUGGGUAUGAGGCCACCAAUGGGAAGAUGAACGAGACGACGCAGUUCCGCUCGCCUCGGGAUUCCGACGGCCACGGCACCCACACUGCGUCGAUCGCCGCGGGCCGCUACGUGUUCCCCGCCUCGACGCUGGGGUACGCGCGGGGCGUGGCAGCUGGCAUGGCACCCAAGGCCCGCCUCGCCGCCUACAAGGUGUGCUGGGACUCUGGCUGCUACGACUCCGACAUACUGGCGGCCUUCGACGCUGCUGUGGCCGACCGGGUCGAUGUCAUUUCCCUCAGCGUUGGCGGUGUGGUGGUGCCGUAUUAUCUGGAUGCCAUCGCGAUCGGCGCCUUCGGGGCAGAAGACGCAGGGGUCUUCGUGUCAGCCUCCGCAGGGAACGGCGGUCCUGGGGGGCUCACGGUCACGAAUGUCGCGCCGUGGGUGACCACUGUAGGCGCCGGCACCAUAGAUAGGGGUUUCCCUGCGGAUGUGAAAUUGGGCAAUGGGAAGAUGAUUCCGGGUGUGAGUGUCUACAGCGGCCCGGGAUUGACGCCAGGUCGGAUGUAUCCAUUGAUUUAUGCCGGGACUGAGGGCGGAGAUGGGUACUCCUCAUCUCUGUGCAUGGAGGGGUCCUUGGAUCCGAGUCUUGUGAAGGGCAAGAUUGUUUUGUGCGAUAGGGGGAUCAAUUCGAGGGCUGCCAAAGGUGAGGUAGUAAAGAAAGCAGGCGGGGUCGGAAUGAUCUUGGCGAACGGGGUUUUCGACGGCGAAGGAUUGGUGGCCGAUUGCCACAUCCUGCCCGCGACAGCAGUUGGUGCAUUGGGUGGCGACGAGAUCAGGAAGUACAUCGAGGUUGCGUCCAAGUCGAAGUCGCCACCCACAGCCACGGUGAUCUUCAAGGGGACUCGGCUGGGAGUCCGGCCUGCUCCUGUCGUGGCUUCUUUCUCUGCUCGGGGUCCCAAUCCGGAGUCCCCCGAGAUCUUGAAGCCCGACGUGAUCGCUCCUGGAUUGAACAUACUCGCCGCUUGGCCCGAUAACGUAGGGCCUUCUGGCGUCGCCUCGGAUAAGCGCAAGACGGAAUUUAACAUACUGUCGGGUACCUCAAUGGCUUGCCCUCAUGUUUCGGGCCUAGCCGCGUUGUUGAAGGCUGCUCACCCCGAAUGGAGUCCCGCAGCAAUAAGAUCUGCGCUGAUGACGACUGCUUACACCGUGGACAAUCGGGGAGAGACGAUGCUGGACGAGUCUUCGGGGAACACUUCAACGGUCAUGGACUACGGGGCCGGUCACGUCCAUCCCCAGAAGGCCAUGGACCCCGGGUUGAUAUACGACCUCACCCCGUACGACUACGUAGACUUUCUAUGCAACUCGAACUACACGGUCAACAACAUCCAAGUCGUCACUAGGAAGAAAGCCGAUUGCAGCCGAGCCAAAAAGGCUGGCCACUCUGGGAACUUGAACUACCCGUCCUUGUCGGUGGCGUUCCAGCAGUACGGGAAGCCUAAAAUGUCGACCCACUUCAUCCGCACGGUCACCAACGUCGGGGACCCUGAGUCGGUAUACCGGGUGAGCGUGAGGCCCCCCCGCGGAGUUUCGGUCACGGUGCGGCCGGAGAAGCUGGCGUUCCGGAGGAUCGGUCAGAAGCUGAACUUCCUGGUGAGGGUCGAAGUGAGGGCGGUGAAGCUCUCGCCUGGAGGGUCCAGCAUGAGGAGCGGCUCGGUGGUAUGGUCGGAUGGGAAGCACACGGUCACAAGUCCGUUGGUUGUGACAUUGCAGCAAUCUCUGUAGUUGCGUUUUGAAGUUGUAGGUUGUUUGUCUCUCCUGUAAUUUUCCCAUUUUGCUAUGGCAUUAAUACUCUCUUCUCUUUCCUUAAAUCUCUAUGAAAUGUAUAAUGAGCAACGUCGGGGUUGAGCUUUCUGGCUUAGAAAGCAGGCGGGAGUGGGUGGUGGUGUAUCUUUGUCGUAAGAUCAAGAAUCAAGAAUCAAGAAUGUUUGCAGAA